This is a messenger RNA of Scaptodrosophila lebanonensis, 1982 nucleotides long. RefSeq names its product phosphoglucomutase-2. Bases 31 to 1908 code for a protein of 625 amino acids. The record is from RefSeq and is a predicted model, not a curated record. The transcript has a single exon. Gene Ontology annotation, biological process: purine ribonucleoside salvage; carbohydrate metabolic process. Gene Ontology annotation, molecular function: phosphopentomutase activity. NCBI's taxonomy places the organism in Eukaryota, Metazoa, Arthropoda, Insecta, Diptera, Drosophilidae.
CAUUGAAAUAAACAAAUCUAAAAAUUUGAAAUGGCUGCGUCAAAACCAGCCACUCCACUGGAUCUCAUCAAGACAUUGGAGCUGUCUGGAGAGGAAGAUCUAGAUGAGCAAAUCAAAAACUGGAUUAUUUGGGAUAGGAAUGAGGCAUCCAUCAAUCAGGUAGUGGAGGUAGUUAAGGAACAGGAUUGGCAGGCAUUGCGCCUUCGUCUCUGCCAUCAGAUACAUUUUGAACCAAGUGGUCUGCUGGGUAUUAUGCGUGCCGGUUUUGAUUCAGUAAAUGAUCUUAUAAUAAUACAAACGGCGCAAGGCCUAAGUAAGUUCCUAAUUGAUGCCUAUCCGAGCUUACAAAAACGCGAAACCCAAGGCGUUGUGAUUGGGUACGAUGGUCGCUACAAUAGCAAACGUUUUGCCCAAUUAGUGGCAACGGUCUUCCUAAACGAGAACUUUCGGGUCUACCUCUUUCAGCGCGUAGUCCCCACACCCUUCGUACCCUUCACUGUCAUACGCAAAAAGUGUUUAGCGGGUAUUGUCGUGACCGGCUCCCGCUUUCCCAAGGAGGUUAACGGCAUUUGUGUGUAUUGGACGAAUGGUGCUCUGGUAAUACCGCCUAUAGACAGGAACAUAAACAAUGCGAUUCAGGAGAAUUUAGAGCCAAGGCCAACCUCCUGGGAUUUGUCCGUAUUAGAUCAAAACCCCAUUUUGGAGGACCCCUAUAGAGAAAUCUAUCCAGGAUACUACGAUACCUUGAAAAAAUCAAUUUCGCCUGCUCAUUUGGAGACAAACGAGUGCAGCCAGCUGCGAUUUGUCUACACGGCCAUGCAUGGUGUUGGGUAUCCGUUUGUGAAGGAGGCGUUCUAUCAGGCCCGGCUGAAGCCUGUGAUUGCAGUGCUACAACAACGAGACCCUGAUCCCGAGUUCCCUACGCUCGUCCAUCCAGAUCCUGAGGAAGGAAGGGUGGCCCUGGAGAUGUCCAUAAAGAAGGCCGAGGAGGAACAUUGCACGAUUAUUUUGGCUACCGAUCCGGAUGCUACUAGCUUGGCUGUAGCGGAACUGGAUCCGAAAGGCAGGUGGAAGAUAUUUAAUGGCAAUGAGAUUGGCGCUCUGCUCGGUUGGUGGACGCUCGAGUGUUACAAAACUAGAACCCAAAAGCCCGAUUUGGCGAACUGUGUAAUGAUCUCGAACAUCGUCAGUUCACGGAUACUUGCCGCCAUGGCGAGGGAAGAGGGUUUCAUCUUCGUUGAAACUCUGAGGGGUUUCAAAUGGAUGGGCAACAAGGCUUUUGAGCUCCUAACUCUCGGAAAAAACGUACUGUUCGCCUUCGAAGAAAGCCUUGGCUACAUGAUCUUUUCGAAUUUGAUGGAUAGGGAUGGUGUAAGCGCCGCUUGCCACAUUGCCACUAUGGCCUGUCAUUUACGUACCACCCGCAAUAUUACACUUAUCGAGAAGCUACGCGAAAUUUACGAUAGAUAUGGCUACCAUGCGAGCGUAUGCUCAUAUCUCAUUUCCGAUGAUCCCUCCACAGUAGAAAAGGUUUUUGAGCAUUUGCGAAGCUUCGACGGAGCACCUGGCACUUAUCCCAAAUCGGUACUCGGCGGAGAGUUCCAGGUAAUGAAUGUGCGGGACAUGACUACGGGUGUGGAUACCACGUAUGCGGAUAAUAGAGCUCGGCUUCCAGUCAACAUCAAUCACGAGAUGAUCACUUUUACAUUUACCAGUGGUUUUUCAAUAACACUUCGGGGCGUACCAGAUGAAAACAAGUUGAAGUAUUUUGCGGAGAUUUGUGGACUGCCGGAAGAAAAGGAUUGGGGAGAACUUAGUGAUAAGCUCUACCGCAUGGUUGAUGCUGUUAUCGAUGAAUUCCUACAGCCAAAGAUAUAUGGACUUAGGACAAAUAUGAGCAACGAAUAAUGAUUUACAAAUUUUAGUUCACAGCCAAUCAAAUCAAAUAAAUCUUCAUAAAUGGUACUUAUCUAUUAACAAUA